Messenger RNA from Alosa alosa (allis shad), 2120 nucleotides. Its product is annotated as protocadherin beta-15-like. Lineage: Eukaryota; Metazoa; Chordata; Actinopteri; Clupeiformes; Clupeidae. The transcript has a single exon. Gene Ontology annotation, biological process: homophilic cell-cell adhesion. Bases 442 to 1578 code for a protein of 378 amino acids. The record is from RefSeq and is a predicted model, not a curated record. Gene Ontology annotation, molecular function: calcium ion binding. Gene Ontology annotation, cellular component: plasma membrane.
CUCAGGAUGUCGCUAUUGACCAACGUAGUGCAAUUAAAUACUUCUUUCCACCCACUCCUAUAAUAUUCAAAUACAACACAGUGAAGCAGUACAAACAUGGGAGGUAUGAUAAGGGCACAGUGAACAUUUAUUCCAACCUUCUUGGACAUAAGUAGGCUACGUCGUGCGUUUUACAGCACUUGUGUUUUGAGUUUUGUUUUAAUCUACAAAUGUUAAGAUUCAUCGGCCCUGCAAAUAUGAGGAUAAAACGCGGUUGCUUCUUUAGCGCAAAUGGCAUGGCAUGGAUGAUAUUUUUUAUCACCGGAUUUCGCGACUGUCAUGGCGAUCUUAGCUAUUCAGUUCCAGAGGAGAUGAAACGAGGAGCUGUGGUCGGAAAUAUAGCGAAGGAUCUCGGGCUUGGAGAAAGAGGACUAUCACAGCGCAGUGCUCGAAUAGAUUUGAAUGGCAACCGCAAGAGAGUUUUUUGAAUUGAAUAUCCAGACAGGAGAACUGGUGAUUUCUGAAAGGGUUGAUAGAGAAGUAGUGUGUGGCUCGAAGUCCUCGUGCCCUCUAAAAUAUGAACUGGUUUUGGAAAAUCCCUUGGAGUUACAUGGAAUCUUAUUGCAAGUCCAGGAUAUAAACGACAACUCACCUCAGUUUCCAAACGAUGAAAUUAAACUGUCUAUUCCGGAAUCGGCGGUCAAAGGCGCACGCUUUCAUUUGGAUGUGGCGCAGGACUCGGAUGUGGGCAGAAACAGCAUUCAAAGCUAUUCACUGGAGAAGAAUGGCCAUUUCAGCUUAUCAGUACAGACUAAUGCCGAUAGAGUGAAAUACUGCGAGCUGGUUUUAGACAAAGAGCUUGAUCGUGAAGAGCAGCAGGAGUUGACGCUGUUGCUUACUGCUGUUGAUGGAGGCGCACCUCAGAAAUCCGGUAGUGCAACGAUACACGUCACUGUCUUGGACGCUAACGAUAACCGUCCAGUGUUUAGUGAACCUGUUUAUAAAGUCAGUCUACCUGAAAAUACCCCCAUAGGCACCGUGGCUGUUAGUGUCAGUGCCACGGAUGCAGAUGAAGGAACAAACGGCGAGGUGACUUAUGAAUUCAGUCUUAAAUCCGGUAAAGCAGCCGAAAACUUUGCAAUAGAUAAGAUGACAGGAGCGAUCAAAGUAGCUGGACCAAUUGACUUUGAAGAUGAAGCUGAUUAUGAAAUCAGAGUUCAGGCAAAAGACGGCUUUGGUUUAGCCUCAAGUGCAAAAGUUAUUAUGAACAUAAUUGAUGUAAAUGACAAUGCCCCUGUGAUUAAUAUUAAAUCGUUGAAAAAUGCAGUUCCGGAAAAUGCUGCACCAGGGACAGAGGUGGGCAUUAUUAAUGUGCAGGAUGAAGACUCUGACAGAAAUAGUCAGGUGCACUGCUCAAUUCAGCAGAAUGUGCCAUUUAAAUUAAUUCCAUCAAUUAAAAAAUAUUACUCCCUUGUAACAACAAGUGAAUUAGACCGUGAACAGAUCACAGACUAUAAUAUAACUCUCAUUGCUACUGAUGAGGGGAAUCCACCGUUAUCUUCCUCCAAGACAGUCCAUCUCUGUGUCAGAUGUAAAUGAUAACCCCCUGUAUUUGAACAUCAGUCCUACAGCGCAUAUGUGACUGAGAAUAACAAGCCUGGCUCCUCUGUCUGUUCUGUUACUGCGAGAGACCCAGACUGGAGACAGAAUGGCACAGUGUUCUACUCUCUGUUGCCCAGUGAGGUCAAUGGAGUUCCGGUCUCCUCAUAUGUAUCCAUUAAUGGAGACACAGGGGUGAUCCAUGCUGUGAGGGCCUUUGACUAUGAGCAGUUCAGAAGCUUCAAAGUUCAGGUUGUAGCCAGAGACAAUGGUUCUCCUCCACUCAGCAGCAACGUGACUGUGAGUGUGUUCAUAACAGAUGAGAAUGAUAACUCUCCUCAGAUAUUAUACCCUACUCCAGAAGGAAACUCCUUCAUGACUGAGAUGGUUCCUAAAGCUGCUGUUUCUGGCUCGCUGGUCUCCAAAGUGAUCGCUGUUGAUGCUGACUCUGGACAGAACGCGUGGCUGUCGUAUCAGAUUGUGAAGUCGACUGAUCCGGGACUUUUCACUAUUGGUCUCCACAGUGGAGAGAUCAGGGCUCA